CGUUUCUUUUCCAGGAAAAACCACGUCGAAUAAUUACAGUUGUUCGAGUCAACAGGAAGUUGGAGGCAAAAGGGAGAGGCCGUGCAAAUCGCAGAAGUUGAGAGAAGAAAACGGGCCAAGGCUGUACAUCACUGAAAUCGAGUAAUUUCCGGUCUCCAUUCCUGAUCGUUGAAACGUUGUCCCGAUGCUGAUUUCACGACGAAUUUAUCGCCAGGACGUUAAAUCACGCGAUUUGAAGUAACGACGACGAUUCCCCUUCGAUAGCGGAUGUCGAACAUGGCUCCCGUCGAUCGAUGUAAAAGCACAAAAGAAAACUUCCGCACCGAACGGCACGACGGAAGGACCGGGUUGCCGAGGAUCGAGUGACUGAAGAUCUUCGCGAAAUUUCGAUCGACGUGACCUGGCGGAUGCGUCAUGUCGUCCUACGAGGGGCACGUUUACGAGCGGAAUCUUACUUGAAGACGCAGAGCCGAGGAGACACGCGCGGAAAGCGUUCUAAAUUACAAUGUCAACGCCCGCCACGGACCCGCUGCCGUCCACCGUUUCCGGGGAAUUGACGACCGCUCUUAUACCGACGGUUACCAAGAUCGAUACGCGGCUGGACGUCAAUCCCGUUUCGGUGGUUUUGGCCGUGUCGAUAGUCUGCAUUUUAUCACCAAUCACCGUCACCGGAAACUCCAUUAUCCUGGCCGCCUUCUAUAAAUACAAGAGGCUACGGACUGCAUCCAAUUACCUCCUAGUCUCUCUGGCCGUCAGCGACUUCGGGGUCGGUGUGUUCAUGCCCUUUGGGAUGCAACUAGAGCUAUCUGGUCUGCCGGAAAAUGGCGUUUCCACGUUGUGCAUCGUACCGUACUGCAUCGUGAUUGCGCUGUGCAGCGUGAGCGUGUUGGUGACUGUGGCGAUCGCCGUAGAUCGGUUGACGUCGCUUGCACAACCGCUCAGGUACAAGAACAUCAUCACCCACAGCAGCAUCGAGAAAUAUAUCGCCGUGUUCUGGAUCUACGCGAUCGCAGUCGGCCUCUCGCCUUUGAUCUACGCGAAUGUAGCAGGGGAGACUCAACCGCACAGUGGCAACUGCAGGUUCGGUGCAGCUGUACUCCCACCGGUAAGGGUGUUCCUGGUAGUGGCAGUAUGGGCACCAAGCGCCCUCGUUCUCCUCGGUUGCUACAUGUACGUGUAUCUGGUGGCACGUGCACACGCACGUGCGAUCUACACGGUCGAGCUAUCGUUCAGACAUCAGACGCAGACCCUGGCUUUGCCACGUUACGGUCAAACGCUAGCAGUCACGGUCGGUGCAUUUCUCGUUCUCUGGCUUCCCUUUCAAACUUGUAUGCUGUUGGAUAUUUUCUGCGGUACCAACAUCCUCACCGAGUGGGCGGUCGUGUGGCUUGGACUCCCCAUCAUGGCACACAGCGGCGUAAAUCCAUGGAUUUAUGCGUUCCACCAUGGCGAAAUGAGGGUUGCAGCUGGUAAAAUCACCGAGGAGUUAGUCGCGCUAUUCGGAGUGACUCCCAGCCGUUACGGUUGCUCGCCAAUGAGACGCGGCUCCAACACGAACAUGGAAUUGGCCGAGGUGAACAACAGCAACGAAGGCAGAAGGCAUCCUGUAGAGGAUUGCUUCGCGGCGAAGCAAAACAACGCUCUGUACACGAGCAGGCGAUGCCUGGACGUGUCGGGGAAGCACACGGACAUCUCGCCCGAGAGGAACAUCGAUCGCACGUCUUCCGGUAGUAGGCAAGGAGACAUCGUUGAGGAGAGUAUCCACGAUCUGACGAAGAUGCUCGACCUAAAGUACAUCAUCGAUCGGAAUCACAUGAUCGACUCGAACCACAACAUCGACAAGAUCAAGAAUCUGAAGUAUCUUCUGGAUCCGACGUUCAACAAGAUCAGACACCUGAGACGAUUGAACCACAAGAGGCUCACCAGCAAGAACUUCUCGAAAGCGUCGGAGCCGAAGUUCAUCUCGUAUCAGAACUUGAAGAGCGACGGAACGUUGAAUCGUAAGGCGUUGCACAUGAACACCAUGUCGGACCCUGUUCUCAGCGCUGACAGUCCGAUGGUGCACGCGAAAGACUUCCACGACGGUCUGAGUCCUAUCAACAGGAAACGAAGGAACUCGAACCUCUGUUCGAUGUCUGAUCCUAACAUCAAAACGGCGACCGGGCUCUCUUCCGAGGUGAAUCUUCGACUACCAAGCGGCGGGAACGUCGUCGAAACUCACAGAUACUCGGUGCAGAAUUUGAAUCACAACAGAUUCGAGGGAGGCCUAGCCAAACACGUUAUGCUGUCCCGGCAGUUGGAGAAUCAGAAGCGACUUCACAUUUAUCCGCGUCCUCGGAUGAAGGUCAACGGCACCUUCGAUCGAAACAGUCCAAAUUUGAACUUGAUGCUUCAGAACAGUUACACGUUGCCAUCCACACCGGACAGUACGAGGUCGAGCUUGUUGGACAGCCCGAGGCAAAAGACGUCUCCGAAAUUCAUGACAAUUACGUCCAACAGAUUGGCCAAUAUCAUUCAUACGGAUGCAAUUCCUUCGAGAAAUCUGGAUUCCAGAACAGAUCCAAUUUCCUCCAGGGUGUUGCAAGUCCGAAGGAACAUGGAAGUAUUGAGACAUUCCGAAUCGAUCAACACCAUCGAGCCGAUGACGCAUGUGAGAUUGUUAGAACCCUACAAAGCGAUGGAGAGUCUAGCAGUACCGACAAUACAUUCGGAGCCACCGAGUCCCAUAGAACCACUUCCUCUUGCAUCACUACAGGAAGAAGAGACAAAGAACUACGAUACGUCGAAGCCUUCCAAUAUCGACGGCUUGAAAUCCCCGAUGGGUAACAGAAGGAGCCCGGUUAGACACUCGGAUCCUGUGAUACCGACCGUUCUGUUGAACAUCGAGGACUACAGCGAAGACCGCGAGUCGGUCUAUGACAAAUCUAGUCACGACAGUUCCUCCAAUAAUCUGAUAUCGUCCGGUCAAAUGACAUCUAUAGAGCCGAUAGAUCUGUUCGAAGCGUUGUUGAAAAACUCGGAAAGAUACCGGGAGGGAAGGCUGCCGGAACCGAUCUUCGCCGAGCACGACUCGACGAGAUUCAGCUCGAGAAGACCCUCGGACUCCAAGUGGUCGGAGUCGUCGAGGAGCCAGGAAAUCCUGUCGAACGUGGUCACCGAGCAUCAGGCGUUCCCCUCGUCCUACUCGGUGAAUAAUUUCCAGGUGUGCAACAGCGGCAGCGACCUCAAUGAUCUGACGUCUCUCGAUCCGUUCAUGUGCCCGGACGCGUUGACAUCGUCGUUGCGCGAGUCGUUUUUUAGCGGCCCGUCUGUACCUGACUCAGAGAUCUUCACGUCGUUCGAGGAGAACGAGGAAUUCACCCCCGACUCCGAACGCAACCUGUCCCCGUACGAUUCCGGCACGGCGAUCAACUUGAAGAGAUCGGCGAUCGAGAACGAUCUGCAAAGCAGGUCCACGGAAUCCGUGUUUCGGAAUAGAUGUCUGUCGACGCGAUCGUGCACGAUAUUACGAUUAGAAUCAUCCUUACAUCGAAACAGAUUGCGCGUGAAACCAGGAGCGGACUACAUCCUCAAGGAUAUCAAAAAUUCGCAUUUGGCACCGCUCGCCUCGCCGACACCUACAGAGAUUUGCAGUCCCACCUUCGAGCUUGUUUCAGAGAUAAAGGGUGACAGCGGUGUCGGUGUCAAAGUAUAGAUACAGUCGUGAAUAAAUCGGAAACACAGCUGAACGAGUUGACGAAAUUUCAAAUCGUUCGUCAGUCCAGACAGAACGAAAUGAAACGUCAACUUAGAAUUGUCUUUCGAUCGCCGAUGUUUUGCUCGUCGAACAGGGAUUUUUACGAUACAUCAUGCUCUAUAUGCGUCUGUAUUUUUAUAAUAGUUCCAAGGAACUGAAUGGAGAAAUUAUUCUGUUUCAAAGAGAUGUACCGAAGCUAAUAAUAGAUUAUCGUGAAACAAUGGAAUCGAACUUUCAAGUUGGACUGUGAUAGUACGACGUGUCUUCAGCGAGAUCAUAGAACGAUCACGUGAGAGAGGAAAUUCUAUAAUUGUUCAACAAUGAUUAAUCUUUCGACUCCUAAGAAUAGUUGAAAAUUGUUCAAAGGAAUUUCAUCUAACGUUUUCAUCUGAUGAGUUUUAGGAUUAAAUUCGUUAGAUAAAUUUGUAAUAUAUUACACAAUUCACAUUGACAUACGUUAUAAAUAUAAAUAAAAGAAAUUCGAAGCGUGAAAAUUUCACGAGAAAAAAACAUUGAAGAUUGUAAUUGAUUAAAUUGAUCGUCUACCGAUAGUGUCGUUAUUGGAAAAGCAACGACGUCCCAAUUUGUAUUUAUAGAUAUUCUU
This is a messenger RNA of Frieseomelitta varia, 4340 nucleotides long. RefSeq lists its product as uncharacterized. Bases 506 to 3694 code for a protein of 1062 amino acids. Lineage: Eukaryota; Metazoa; Arthropoda; Insecta; Hymenoptera; Apidae. Gene Ontology annotation, biological process: adenylate cyclase-activating G protein-coupled receptor signaling pathway; regulation of metabolic process. The transcript has 6 exons. Gene Ontology annotation, cellular component: membrane. The record is from RefSeq and is a predicted model, not a curated record. Gene Ontology annotation, molecular function: G protein-coupled receptor activity; phosphatidylcholine binding.